AUGGAUAACUUCGAGUACAGCAUCCAGCUGAACGACCGCGACUGGGCUGAGUUCUUGCGGGCGGUGGAGGAAUGCAACCAAGAGCCGGCUGCCCUGGCCACAGCAGAGGAGCAGUGCCUCAGUGACAUUGAGCAAGGGGACGGUGUGCCCGCUCCGUGCAGCAUCAGGGCAGGCGCCGAGCCAGGGCUUGGCAAGGCGAGCUGUUCCCCACGUGGGCUGUGCGGAGAGGACGAAGCAGAUCUGUGCUCAUCCACUCUACGUGAAGGCAAGCAGCCCGUCUGCCCUCUGUUUGCUGCCAUGCCCAGCGUGCAGGGCAGGCAGCCGCCCCAUCCACCUGCAGCUGAGGGCACCGCGGGGCAGGAUGCAGCGUCGGGAGAGGGAGAUGCUGGCAGCGGGGCCAUGGAGCAUGCUGAGCACCCUGCUGCGCCCUGUGCCCAAGGAGAAGACGCCGAUAGGCAGCCCUGUGGGAGCCCAGUAGUGGCACAGGGUGGUGCCCAGGAGGCUACUGCAUGGAAAAGCCAUGCUGGGGUGCCAGGACCUACCCAUGAGCACCCUGCUGCAGAGCCUGCUGCAGAGCUUGGGGAGAAAGCAGGCAGCCAGCCCAGCGUCCUGGAGGUGGUGAGACCCAAAGUGCCAGCAUCAGCAAGGAAGAGCCGCAAGCAGCGUGGAGUUGGUGGCACCGAGGUGACCCCUGGGGACAAGGAGCCAGCAGGAAGCCCGGUGAGGGGCAGCACAGCAUCCAGCAGGGCCCCCUCGUCUUCCCCACUGACCUCAAGGAAGGGCAAAGGGAAGGAGAAGGCGGCCAAAGCAGCACCCAUGAGGCUGAGCAGUGAGGAGGCUGCGGAGAGCAAACGGCCGACGGGCAGCCCUGGUGUGGAGCUGGGGGUUGUGCCCCCCAACGUGUCCCCAAAGCUGAAGGCAAAGGAGUCAGGAGCACAGUCACCAGGGAAGGCAAGGGCCACCAAGCUGGCCAGGCAGGUGGGGGGCACAGGGGCGUGUGACACUGUGCCAGUGGUGGUCACAGCACCGGACACCACGCCAGUGGUUGUCACCCCAUCUGUUGUUGUCGCUAUACCAGAUGCCACGCCAGUGGUUGUCACCACACCAGUGGUUGUCACUGGGCUGGGAGAGCCGUGCCAGGAGGGGAAGGCUCUCGGUCCCCAAAGUGUGGCUGCUGCUGCUGGGGGCUGCAGGGAUUUCACAGCCAGCCCCCCCCAGGAGAUGGGCUCCCCAACAUUCACAGCUGGGGGCUCUCCUGGGGCAAGCACCCUGGAUGUGACAUGGCCUGAGAUGUACGAGUAUUUGUUCUGUGAGUCCCAGGGGGAAGAAGAAGCAGCAGAGAACACGGUGGAGGGUGAGAAAACGCCCUUGGAAAGGGAAAUAUCCUUGCCUGAACUGUAUGAGUAUUUUUUCAAUGAACCUGAAGGAAGUAGGAAAAAAGCCAAGCGUAAGGAGAGGAAGAGGAAGGAGUUCUUUGGCUUGCACCACGCUGAGCUGCAAAAGGAGGAUCCCGAAGCGGCUACAGCCAAAGAGCCCCCGGUUGCCACAGUGCCUGAGCUGUAUGAACACUUCUUCCCCGACAGACCCCAGCGCAGGGGGGGCUGGAGGGGAUUUCUCUUCUAUUCACCAGCCUCUGAGGUGAGGAAAGCCAUGGGGGCUCUGAUGUCCAUCCUGCAGAGGCCAAAGCCACACAGCACAACCCAAGCGCUGACCUCCCCAUCACUGGCACGGAGUGGGUCCCACCUUGCCCUGGUGCCACUGGGAGGGGGUCCUGAGUAUCCACCAGCUUUGGACAUGGCCCUUGCACUGAGAGGCAGACCCGAGGCCCCGCUGGCGCUGACCCACAAGGACAUGUGCCUUGUCUUCUGUGCCUUUGCCUCCUGGGCGGUGAAGACCUCCGACCUGCAGGCUCCGGAUGCCUGGAAAACCGUGUUCCUGGCAAGCUUUGGCACGCUGUCUGCCAUCCGCUACUUCCGACGGCAGGUCAGGGAAGGACGGCCCCGCAACUAGCCCCAGGAUAGCACGUACCCAAGGACAGCUGAGGAUGGGCACCUUGUUCUUGGGCAGCACGAGGAGCCCAGAGCCCAGCACUGAGACUUCUGAGGAGCCAUCCCCAAAGGGGACAAGAUGUCACGGGGAGCAGGAUCCUUCCGGUGACAACACGGUAGGCGGUUUGUACCUGUGCCGGACAGGAGAGGAGCCUGGAGUGGGCCAGCUCUGUUCUUUCUUUGCACACUUCUUGCAUAUUUAUGCUGCCUGCAAGGAGCAGGAUUGGCACCCGACCUCCCUGUGGGGGUCACCCACUGGCAAAACACCGAGAUGGAGAGCAAAAAGAACAAACAGAAAAAGUGCUUCAUGUUCUACAAAAGGGAUCGGGGCUGUGCACUGGGAAGAGCCCUGGCAAGGACAGGAGCGUG
This is a messenger RNA of Centrocercus urophasianus (Greater sage-grouse), 2417 nucleotides long. It is a transcript of the gene PERM1, whose product is annotated as PPARGC1 and ESRR induced regulator, muscle 1. Gene Ontology annotation, biological process: regulation of DNA-templated transcription; response to muscle activity. Gene Ontology annotation, cellular component: cytoplasm; nucleus. Lineage: Eukaryota; Metazoa; Chordata; Aves; Galliformes; Phasianidae. The record is from RefSeq and is a predicted model, not a curated record.